Hemicordylus capensis (graceful crag lizard) is the source of this 2735-nucleotide messenger RNA. RefSeq lists its product as uncharacterized. NCBI's taxonomy places the organism in Eukaryota, Metazoa, Chordata, Lepidosauria, Squamata, Cordylidae. The record is from RefSeq and is a predicted model, not a curated record. The coding region runs from base 624 to 1127 and encodes 167 amino acids. The transcript is spliced from 4 exons.
CUAUAAACCUAAUUUGGAGCAUUGAUGGCUAGAGUCAUCUAGUCACUAAUGACUAGAACAGCUUUGGAAGAACUUUCUCUAAAAUCUGUUGGGGUACCAUUUUGCUACUGUCAAAUCAGUGCCUCCUUUCUGGAAACAAUUCCCAUCUCAUGUGCAUCACUGGGGCUACUGGGUUCUUGCUUUGUUUCCUUUCCCCCCUGCUGUGGUUUUUGAUAUUUUGAACAAAAAGAGCAAACAGAAGAGCAAGUGGAUAGGAUCAGGGAUGAGAACGCUGUGCCCAGGACUGAGCCAUGAGAACCUGGAAGGAGCUGCUUCCAUGGCUCAGGACCAGUGGAGUGGUUUGUUCGUGUGGAAUCCUGGGCGAGAACUGAGCUGACAACUAAAUGGACAUGCAUUUCUUCAAUCUGGAAAAGUAUCAGCAGAAGUGGUUUGGGUAUCAGAAUGUGAUUGUGAGUUGCUCGUAACCCCAGAAUAGUGUAGGGAGUCGGCCAAAUUCUAUUGGGGGCACACAGGAUGAAGUCUGGAAUCUAAAACUGGAAAUAAUCUGCAGCCUUGAAACCAACCAACCAAGAUCUCCUUCAGUGUGACCAUCCCAGAACAGCCAGACUGCACAUCUGGGUGACAUGAGGCAGAUCCUUUCCCUGCUGCUUUUUGUGGCGCUCAGCUGUGCUGCGAAACCCAAGCGGCAGCAGGCAACAUCUGAAUGGGACUACAGAUCUGAAGCUGAAAAGGUCAACCUGAAGGGAUGUGCCAAUCUUACUGUUGUCCUGGACAACUGGAAAUUUGCUAUCAUGACCCAAAUCAAGAAUCUUCUCCUUUAUGAUCACCAGACUGUGUUGCCUGACUAUGGAAGAAUCAAGCCCCUUUCUGAUGCCCUUGAUGACCUGUACAAAGAAUUCAAUGCACUCAAGGAACGGCUUGGAGAACUGACCACACGCUUUGAGGGAGUGGAGUCCUUUGUGGAUGAGAUGAACAAAGGCCAGAACCAGCCUCCUGCCAGGACUCCAGUUAGGGUGACCCAACCAGAGGCCGAGAAAGCAGCUGUUCCCUUGCCACCCAAGCGCCGGCGAGUCCUGGGCCGAAAUGGGAGGAAGCCCACAGAGCUGCUGACAGAUGGAGCACAAUAGAAGCUACUCCAAAGUUUUCUUGUCAGAGCGCUAUGAACUUUCCCAUGUUUUAGAAGUCAAAUAUGUCUCUCUGCCUGCCUGUCCAACUUUAUCUCUAAAAGACUGCUCCUGAAGAAGGUUGCAUCAUGAAAGGUCUAGAUAAGAGAGCCAGAGAGGAGUCCUCUCCAAGCUAGCGAAUCUGGGGACACAGGUUUAUCAUGUUCUAAAAGCUUGUAUGUGUUGCACAGGUACAAUCGGGAUGGAUUCAAGUAGAUUCCAGGGAUUAUUUAUGGAAUUUAGCAGCAUGGUUCCAUUGAAAAGAAGGUAUUGCUAAGAGGACUCAUGAGUUACAGUAGGGUAGUCUGAAUCUCAGUAGGGCUCAUUCCUUAAAAUAUCUCUGCACAUCUUGACCAAAUUGAGAAUAUAAAGACUUGCCCUGAACUAACAAAAGAGCAGACUCACAGUCCAGCCAAUACUCUCCACCUCACAUAAACACCAGAAUCUUGUAAGUUAUGAAAAAGGACUUGCUUUGCUUUGCAAAGUUCCAUAGUAUCUUUCAGCUUCCCAGGAGGAAAUAACUUCUACCCCAUUUACACGGAUUGUAGUGGCUGCAGCAUCUAGUUCACCUGAAGUCAAGCAACGAUAAAGGAAGUGGCUGACAGAGAGGUCAGCAAGAGAGCGACUCAACAUCAAAAUUAACUGCACUACUGCAGUGAGGAAGUAGCAGUUUUGGAUGCCCCUCCCUGCUCCAGGAAGCCCCCUCUCUAGGGAUGUGCACAGACCACGGUUCGGGCACAGGUUGGGCGCCGCCAGGGCCAGACGGAUGUGGGAGAGUGGCAAGCAGGAUCUCUUUAGAGAAGGAAAGCAUGUCCUUAUCUGCUCUCUGCCGCCUCAUGGAGCUUCCUGUGCUCGCAGUGCCAGCACACACGGCAUCUGCCCUCUCUUCCACCUGGAAACAGGGCUACACAACCCCCUGGGACAUAUGUUUAAGUGGCACAGAGGACUUCCUAGGGAAGGAGAGGGUGCCAACACUGCCCACUUCCUCACUUGUACCAGUGCAGUUAAUUGGCAAGUUCUCUUGGGCUGUGCUGCUCUCUUGCUGCACCUGUGCAUCCUGGCUCUGUAUGUCAGUCAGUAUCCAACAGUUGCAGAUUAAUCUGUUCAUUCCUUGUAGUAUAGACUACACAAUAACCCACACAUUCUGUUGUACAAAUAAAUGUGUAGAUUCUCAGCGAGUAGAGUCUUGUGUAGGAUGCUAGUUCAUCGAUUUGUUAUCCUACUUCAGUGCAGAGUUGUAUUUAAACAUGCAGCCUCUAGGAGAAAUCAAAUGCCCUGGAUGAGAACAAGGCAAUGAAGUAUAGAUUAACCAGAGUUCUCUUAGGCUGAAGAGGCAAACUAGGGUAGUGGCUAAAUAGCAAUGGGAUUGUGCAGGUGUAUACUGCAGGACCAAAACGGUUAACUCUGAAGUAGGAUCUGAAUGUUUGUUCUUGUGUGUUUCAGUGCAAACCCAGUCUCUCCUCACCAAACCAAGCUACGGCAUUCAAGCUUGUGUGUAUUCGACAGUAAAAAUGAUGCUUUGGCCGAGGUUUAUUAGUAUCAAAACCAAUAAAAAACACAUGCUAAAUGCAA